Messenger RNA from Macadamia integrifolia, 1277 nucleotides. RefSeq names its product glycine-rich RNA-binding protein 2, mitochondrial-like. NCBI's taxonomy places the organism in Eukaryota, Viridiplantae, Streptophyta, Magnoliopsida, Proteales, Proteaceae. Gene Ontology annotation, molecular function: RNA binding. Bases 166 to 1065 code for a protein of 299 amino acids. The record is from RefSeq and is a predicted model, not a curated record. The transcript has 5 exons.
CGGAAAGUCCAAGUGGCUUUUAACGGUUAAGAUUAAUUCAGAAAACUAAUAAAUAUAACCCCGCCAGCAUUUUGUAAACCCUCUCUUAUCAAAACCUAGAAAAAACUAGCGAGGGUUUUAGAAGAAGAGAAGCAGCUCUCGACGAACCUCUUGAAGGUUCUGACAAUGGCUUUCAUUAGUAAAGUGGGGAAUCUACUUAAACAGACUUUGAGUGGACGUGUUAAUUCUGAAUUGUCGGCAUCAAAUCCUUCUAUUUUUCAAGGCAUAAGAUGCAUGUCAUCUUCGAAACUCUUUGUUGGAGGUCUUUCAUAUAACACAGAUGACCAAUCCUUGAGAGAAGCAUUUACUGCUUAUGGGGAGGUCAUUGAAGCAAGAGUAAUCAUGGACCGUGAAACGGGUAGAUCUCGAGGCUUUGGUUUUGUUAGUUACACAUCUGAGCAGGAGGCUUCUGGUGCCAUUCAGGCUUUGGAUGGACAGGAUCUUCAUGGCCGUAGGGUAAGAGUGAACUAUGCAACAGAUAGGGCAGGAGGAUUCCGAAGUGGUGGCUAUGGAGGUGGCGGUGGCAGCUAUGGAGGUGGCGGUGGCUAUGGAGGCGGUGGUUAUGGUGGUGGAAGCGGUGGCUAUGGUGGUGGCUAUGGUGGCUAUGGUGGUGGAGGGGGUGACAACAGCUAUGGAAGUGGAGGGGGCAGCUAUGGUGGUGCUGGAGGCAGUGGUUAUGGAGGGGGAAACUAUGGUGGCGGUGGUGGGAGUUAUGGUGAUACAAGUGGUGGUGGAGGCUAUGGUGGUGGAAGCAGCUUUGAUGGUGGAAAUGUUGCUGUGGAUGGCAGCAGCGCUGGCAGUGGGAGUUAUGGUGUUGCAGGUGGUGCUGCUGCUAUGGGUGGGGAUGGUAGUUAUGCAUCUGGCUCUUAUGGUGGCAGCACAGGUGUGGGUUUUGGUGGUGAUCAAUUUGGUAGCAACUCGGACAACAGCACAGGUCCUGCUGAAAACCAUGGCCAGGAUGAUCUGGAAGGGCGUAUCAUGGACAAUGAUGAUCAGCCUGACGACUAUGCAGACAAGAGGGGCUGAUUGAUCAAACCAACUCUUCCGCCACCACCACCAAUGGGAAAUAUAUCUUGUAGAGUUUUAGCAGGGUGAGGAAUUGAUAAAUAUAGCAGAGACAACAGACUGAUAGAUGGGGGCUUGCUGCUUCAGUAUUUAACUGUGAAGAGAACUUCGGUUUUGGUCUGUCAUGGUUCGCCUUAAAUUUUUCUAAUUCUAUUCUCAGCUUUUUCCGUUCU